AUGGAGAACGACAAAGGUGUCCUCGUCGACCUUUACAUCCCCCGUCACUGCUCUGCCACCAACCGACUAGUCACCGCCAAGGACCACGCCGCCAUCCAGAUCAGCGUCGCUGAUGUCAACGCCGAGGGAAAAGCUGUCAAGGGAUCCGGGACCACCAUUGUCAUUUGUGGGAGGAUCAGGGCGCAAGGAGACAGCGAUGACUCUAUCAACCGUAUUGCGACCAAGGACGGAUUGCUGAAAAACGUAUGGAGCUACUCUCGCUAGACGUUGAUGGUAUGAGCAUGUAUGAUCGUUCGCAUUGCUUACACGGGGGAGCGACCCGUUCCUUCCACUUGCUCUGUCGCGAGGCUCGGAUACCUGCGGUCGGCGGUGGGGAGAGUCCAGCAGUCUCGAUGGGAUGUACCAGUACGAGUACUCGUAGGUUCAAGCAAACCCAGGGGUACAAAGCUAUUCUUCGAUAGUCCGAAACAUGAGACAUUCUGCUA
Molecule: messenger RNA, 485 nt
Organism: Tremella mesenterica DSM 1558
Lineage: Eukaryota; Fungi; Basidiomycota; Tremellomycetes; Tremellales; Tremellaceae
Exons: 5
Coding region: 1-264 (87 amino acids)
Biological process (GO): endonucleolytic cleavage in ITS1 to separate SSU-rRNA from 5.8S rRNA and LSU-rRNA from tricistronic rRNA transcript (SSU-rRNA, 5.8S rRNA, LSU-rRNA); endonucleolytic cleavage to generate mature 3'-end of SSU-rRNA from (SSU-rRNA, 5.8S rRNA, LSU-rRNA); translation
Cellular component (GO): ribosome; cytosolic small ribosomal subunit
Molecular function (GO): structural constituent of ribosome
Source: RefSeq, a predicted model, not a curated record